Gadus macrocephalus (Pacific cod) is the source of this 2110-nucleotide messenger RNA. Its product is annotated as NACHT, LRR and PYD domains-containing protein 3-like. Bases 338 to 1414 code for a protein of 358 amino acids. NCBI's taxonomy places the organism in Eukaryota, Metazoa, Chordata, Actinopteri, Gadiformes, Gadidae. The transcript is spliced from 5 exons. Gene Ontology annotation, molecular function: protein binding. The record is from RefSeq and is a predicted model, not a curated record.
CAUUACCACUCAUCUUAUCAAACACAAGACCUCAAUCUCACUCUAUUUGUGUUGCCAUGACAGUAAAAGGUGUACCUUGGAUUCAGUGUGUUAAUGAUGGUAUAAGGUGUUUGUUUUAUAGAUUCCUAUUCUAUUCAUAAUCAUGUAGUCAGACAGUAAGGUGGACUUUAGAGUAAAGUUUAAUAAUUUUUUCUUCUUAGAACUGAGUAUUUUUAUGGACAUUUUCUGGAGUUUGCUGAAUUUUUAGUUAUCUGAAUUCUAAAUUAGUCAUAUUUUGAAGAUCUACUGUAUUGACAUUUAGGUAAACUAAUAAAACAUUUCUAACAACAAAUUUCAAAUGCAAAAUGAAUCACAGUUCCUAACGUGUUCUGUUUAUUGUGUGUGCAGCCUCAAUGGCUGUGAUCUGUCAGAGAGAUGCUGUGAAGCUCUGGCCUCAGUUCUCAGCUCCAACUCCUCUCGUCUGAGAGAGCUGGAUCUGAGUACCAAUGAUCUGCAGGAUUCAGGAGUGAAGCUGCUCUCUGCUGGACUGGGGAGUCCACACUGUACACUGGAAACUCUCAGCUUGUCUGGCUGCCUGGUCACACAGGAAGGCUGUGCUUCUCUGGCCUCAGCUCUGAGCUCCAACCCCUCCCAUCUGAGAGAGCUGGACUUGAGCUACAAUCACCCAGGAGACUCUGGAGCUGUGCAGCUCUCUGCUGGACUGGAGGAUCCACUCUGGAGACUGGACACUCUCAGUGUGGAGCACGGUGGAGUGUGGAGGCUGAAACCAGCUCUAAAGAAGUAUGCCUGUGACCUCACACUGGACCCCAACACGGCCUACAGAGGACUCUCUCUGUCUGAGGACAACAGGAAGGUGACGCUGGUUGGAGAGGACCAGUCGUAUCCGGAUCACCCAGACAGAUUUGACUCCUGGGCCCAGGUGUUGGGUAGAGAGGCUCUGACUGGCCGCUGUUACUGGGAGGUAGAGUGGGAAGGACGGGUUGUUAUAGGAGUGACAUACAGAGGAAUCACAAGGAGAGGAGGGGGUGCUGACAGCGGGCUUGGACAGAACAACAAGUCCUGGGGUCUUUAUUGUUAUGAUGGUGGUUACUCUGCCCGGUACAACGGUAUAAAGACAGCCCUCCCUCUCCCCCCCCCCCGCUGGCUCCACCAGAGUAGGAGUGUAUCUGGACCGGCCUGCUGGCUCUCUGUCCUUCUACAGAGUGUCCCCAGGUGGAGGAGGGUCCUCAGACACACUGACACACCUCCACACCUUCUGCUCCUCCUUCACCCAGGAGGACCUCCUCCCGGGGGUGGUGGUAGUGAGAGGGGGGGCGUCUCUGUGUCGGUUAUAGACACACACAGGACCUCCUCCCGGGGGUCCGGGUACUGGAACUGUGUCUGGGGGUCCUCAGCCUCUCUGUGUCGGUUGUAGAAAAAAAAAAGGGACCUCCUGACUCCUCGUCGGCCUGAGCAUGGCCCCUGCACACACACACACACACACACACACACACACACACACACACACACACACACACACACACACACACACACACACACACACACACACACUGACUAACACACACACACACACACACACACACACACACACACACACACACACACACACACACACACACACACACACACACACUGACUAACACACACACACACACACACACUGACUAACACACACACACACACACACACACACACACACACACACACACACACACACACACACACUGACUAACACACACACGCACACACGCACACACACACACACUGACUAACACACACACACACACACACUGACUAACACACACACACACACACACACACACACACACAGCUGAGGCCUCCCCCCCCCCCAGAGCCCCGGGAGGAGGUCCUGGGCUCUGGGGACGCUGACGCUACACCGAGACGCUGAGCCUGGGCUCAGCGUCUCGGUCUAAGUUAUAGACACACACAGGCUCAGCGUCCUCCUCCCGGGGCUCUGGGGGGGGAGGACGCAGCUGUGUGUGUGUGUGUGUGUGUGUGUGUGUGUGUGUGUGUGUGUGUGUGUGUGUGUGUGUGUGUGUGUGUGUGUGUGUGUGUGUGUGUGUGUGUGUGUGUGUGUGUGUGUGUGUGU